Danio rerio (zebrafish) is the source of this 644-nucleotide messenger RNA. The record is from RefSeq and is a predicted model, not a curated record. Lineage: Eukaryota; Metazoa; Chordata; Actinopteri; Cypriniformes; Danionidae.
GCAUGUCAGUUUAUAAAACAGUCAUGUAAGCAGUUUACUAGUUGCUUUAUUCUCCACACUUCCAGUGACCGACAGACAGCGGACUCUCUCCAGUCAUGACGAGCUCUGAGAUGCUGAUGACAGGACUCCUCGUAGCGGGACUCUUCACCGUCCUCUGCUCUGGACAAACUUCCCAAGAACUGACCUUUGAUGACGCACAACUGUCCCCGCAGGAAACAGAGAAUCAGCUGGUUGAGGCUAUGACAGCACUUUUGGAGAGAUAUCAGAGCCAUUUGCCAUCUUCAGAAAAACGAGCCAUUCCACAGUGUGCUUUGGGGUCUCGCUGCGCCAUGAGACUGGGGUCACGCUUUGGAAAAUUGUGUGAAUGUGGCAGAGGAUCAAACUGUAACUCAUUUCUCUUAAAAUGCAUCUGAACUGAAUCUGGAAAAAAGGCAGCUAAUCCAUAAUCUUUUCUUGAAGCAGUAAAGUAAUGCUCAAAUGAUGACCUGAAAGAGGCAGAGGCUGGAAAUCUGUUUUCUGAAUCACUUAUAUACGACAAGAGGAUCACACAGCAUGACAAGCCAAUAAAAGCAUGAGUUUUUUUAUCUCUAUGUAUUUAUUUUUUAAAGGGCUGUUAUGUUAUCAAUAAACAUUAUUAUUCAUCA